Molecule: messenger RNA, 1350 nt
Organism: Alternaria alternata
Lineage: Eukaryota; Fungi; Ascomycota; Dothideomycetes; Pleosporales; Pleosporaceae
Product: NAD(P)-binding protein
Exons: 3
Coding region: 170-1108 (312 amino acids)
Biological process (GO): phytol metabolic process
Cellular component (GO): peroxisome
Molecular function (GO): trans-2-enoyl-CoA reductase (NADPH) activity
Source: RefSeq, a predicted model, not a curated record
GGAUAUGUACCCUGACAUAAUACCUUCCAACCAAGCAAGUAGCUGGCAAUUGAUCUGAUGACAUGAUGUGAUGGUUCGCAGACGCGCUGCUGUGCGCGUUCUGUUCUUCUCCCUCUGAACUCUGUUUAUUAUCAAUUGUCGCAACGGCACCUUGAGCAUAUUUGCAAACAUGGCCACUGCGAACGGGAAUGGAACACGAGAUGCUGGAAUUACGGACUCGGAGCAUUUUUCGCCGUAUAGAGCAGAUGGAAAACUGUAUGGUUUCGUAUGCGUAGUUACAGGAGCAACCCAACCCGUGGGAAAAGCAAUCGUCGCUGAGCUUGCAGCACACGGCGCAGCAUGCAUAUAUGCAUGCUCUAGCCUCCCCUCAGAAACCUACACCGAACUCGCCGACUCAAUAAAUGCGCAAUACCCAAACACAAAAGUCAUCGGCUACCCUUACAAAAUCAACUCGGAAGAAGAUACUCUCGCCCUGAUUGAUGACGUGCUAAACUCCUGGGGCCGACUCGAUGUUUGGACAUCUUCUACCGGUUUGCUAGGACCCCCGUCUAUCAACCAGACAGGGCCGAAAGACUUGUACGCAGCAUUUGAUACAAAUGCCAUGCCUGCUUUCUUCGCGCUCAAGUAUGCGCCCGCUGCAAUGCAAAAGACAACGCCCAAGGGGAGUUAUCCUAAUGCUGCACCAAAGGACGUUCCGUAUGGGAGUAUCAUCGUCGUCACCAGCGUUGCGGGCACGUAUGGUGGGUGUUGGGCUCCUGCUUUUACAAUGGCUUCGCAUGCUGCACUUGGUGUUGUACGCUCUGGUGUGCUCGUGCUCAAGGGAACCGGUGUGCGGAUCAAUGCUAUUACGGCUGGGCAGAUUGAUGUCGGCGUCGAUCUGAAGGAUUGUGGUGUCAAAGAGAUGGCACAGGGCCAGUUUCCUCCCGCUGCACUGCAGGGAGAGGAGAGCCAGAAGAGAACGAUUGGUUUGGAGAGAGCAGGGAGGCCAGAGGAGGUAGGUAGGACGGUGGGAUUCUUGGCGAGUGGGUUCAGUAGUUAUAUUACUGGGGCGGAGUUGAAGGUCGAUGGCGGAGCGGGGGUGAUGAACCCCAUUACUGUUCCCGUUUAGGGUGGAUAAAUCGUGUUCAGAGCGUGGAGAUUGUGGCAUUGAGUCGGUCCUGAUAGUUGUGAUAUGCACCUAAUGCUGCAGCACAACCGGCACCCCCUUUUCCCAGUUCUCAAUACUCUCUUUGAUGUUGACCCAAUAUCUCAACUUGACCGCUUCACUCUUGGCAGCUUCUAGGUCAUCCCUCUUAAACGCCUGGUCGAUUAUCUCCGUGCUCUCCGCUAUUCUCUCCUCGUUCCUCUCCC